Messenger RNA from Oldenlandia corymbosa var. corymbosa, 804 nucleotides. NCBI's taxonomy places the organism in Eukaryota, Viridiplantae, Streptophyta, Magnoliopsida, Gentianales, Rubiaceae. The record is from the annotation of a GenBank genome assembly.
AUGCCUGUAGUUUCGGUUAAAAAGCAAUCUCUGGCGACACCAUUAUCUAAGGCUGUUUGGAUUGGAGGUCUGGCCGCUCUUUUCUUGAUUCUUGCUUGGUCUCAGAUGAUAUCUUCAUGGUCUGCAUGGAUUACAAGGAAUGAUAUUUUCUACGGCGUCAAGAAUCGCCUAACCGGUGCAGGCCAGAAGAACAACACUACUCCUUCGAUGCAGCAAGAAACUGCUGAAAUGCAUUUUUCGGUAGCUCAGCAUCAUCAGAAGGAUCAGUCAACUCAACUGCUGCCAUCAAGUGACUCUAGUUUAUGUGAAGCCUACAACCCCUGUUCCAAACAACUCAAUACAGGACGAUUCAGCGGAUUCAGGUACAACUCUAGCUACAAAUUUGAUCUUGCUCCUGAUGGAUUAAAUAACCUUCAACUUGAUGUUCCUGAUGAACAGUUAAUGCAAUUCCUUCCACAAUUUGAUGUACUUGUCCUUUCCUCAGGCCACUGGUUUGGAAGGAAGUCUGCGUAUGUCUUAAACAACACGGUUGUGGGAGGAAGCCCUUCAUGGUGGCCAAAGUCUCGCGAAAUGAAAGUCGACUUAGUAGAAGCUUUCCGAAUAUCAGUCGAAACUAUUCUUUCUGCCAUUGUUACACAUCCAAAUUACUGUGGACUAACCAUUGUCCGCACCUUCUCGCCUGAUCAUUAUGAACGAGGAGCUUGGAAUACCGGAGGAUCAUGCACCGGAAAAGUUUGGCCAAUAAAGACCGGUGAAAUAAUUGAAAAUGAGUUCACCACCAAAAUGCACAAUCAACAAGUCUGA